Molecule: messenger RNA, 1104 nt
Organism: Amaranthus tricolor (Joseph's coat)
Lineage: Eukaryota; Viridiplantae; Streptophyta; Magnoliopsida; Caryophyllales; Amaranthaceae
Product: GRIP domain-containing protein RUD3-like
Exons: 2
Coding region: 209-958 (249 amino acids)
Source: RefSeq, a predicted model, not a curated record
CCUUACAUUGAAAGAGAAUAAAUAUCGAAAUAUCGUCCAUGUAAGAAAUCGCGGAGUCUUCUACUGACCCAUCCGUGAUUAUCCUUUUUCCAAGAGGCCCAAACGAUCUGUAUUAUCAUUUUGUUACCACUUUCUCUCUAUUCCAUUUUUCAUUUGGAAAUACUUCAAAUCUAAAACCCUAAUUUACUUUUGAAAUCAUCCUUGAUCAAUGGCGGAAACCGAAGCACUUUCCAAUGGAAUUAAUGGAGAUUCCUCGGAAUUCUACGAUGAUGAUCAUUCUACGAAAAAAUCAACCUCGCAAACAUCUAUUGACGAGCUUAAUCAAAGGAUUGAGACUUUAGAGAACGAAAACUCGCAAUUAGAGGCCAAAGUCGGAGAACUCAACUCUGAAAUUGAAUCUCUGAGGACUGAGAAUAAGUCCGCAGAGUCUGACCGCAAGGCGGCGGAAGCCAUAGCUAAGAGAGCAGCAGAGCUCGAAGGUCAGCUUGUGCGUAUUGAGCAUGACUAUUUUUCGGUCAUGAACGAACUAGAAGAGGGCAACCGCGAGAACCACGAGCUGAAGGCUAAGAUCAAGGAAUUAGAAGAGAACGCGAAAAGAGAGAAGGAAGAGAGAGAAAGUGAGAUUAACUUGUUGAAGAAAGAGAAGAAGCAAGUUGAGGAUUCUGUUGGAGAACUUCAGGAAUUGUUGAAGGUUUCAGAGGAAAAAGUGAAGAAGAUGGAGGCAAAAAUGGAUGAAUUGAUGAACAAAUCGGAAGAAUCUGAAAAACUUAUCGCUGGAUUGAUGGAGAAAGUUGUGGAGAGAGAAGCUAUUUUUGAAGAUGCCGUUGAAAAAAGUAGCGAUGAAGUUGAAGGAUUCAAAGGAUUGAAGAAGCAAUUGCCUGUGAUUGGAGCCUUCUCUGCUGGUGUACUAAUUUCUGCUGCUAUGGCUACUUGCUAUAUCAGGCAUAAGAAAAACUAGAUUUCAGGCUUUAGGAGUAAUACUCGAAUAGGAGAUGUUGAUAUGUUACGGUUUGAAACUAUGGAAGAUGGAGCAGAGAUGGGGAUAAAGAUUGGUGGCUAACUGGUAAAGUUAUUCGUCUUUUGAAAGCCUUUUCUAUUUGUUUU